Molecule: messenger RNA, 1315 nt
Organism: Notolabrus celidotus (New Zealand spotty)
Lineage: Eukaryota; Metazoa; Chordata; Actinopteri; Labriformes; Labridae
Gene: rfc2
Product: replication factor C (activator 1) 2
Exons: 6
Coding region: 70-1143 (357 amino acids)
Biological process (GO): DNA repair; DNA-templated DNA replication
Cellular component (GO): DNA replication factor C complex; nucleus
Molecular function (GO): ATP binding; DNA clamp loader activity; ATP hydrolysis activity
Source: RefSeq, a predicted model, not a curated record
GCGUGGUUUCCAGGGAGGGAAAAGUUCCCCUGUAGUUCGCGCGCUGACAGGCUGCAGCACAAACACAACAUGGAGGUGGAAAUGAUCGAGGCAGACUCUGAGAGGAAGCCGGCAGACAGCGGGCAGAAGGCGGACAAAGAAGGCGGGGAGACCUCGGGGAAAAGCUCCGGGACUUCCUACGAGCUGCCCUGGGUGGAGAAAUACCGACCCCUGAAACUGAACCAGAUCGUGGGGAACGAGGAGACGGUGAGCCGGCUGGAGGUGUUCGCCAGGGAGGGGAACGUCCCCAACAUCAUCAUCGCAGGUCCUCCGGGGACAGGGAAGACCACCAGCAUCCUGUGUCUGUCCCGGGCUCUGCUGGGAGCCUCCAUGAAGGACGCGGUGCUGGAGCUCAACGCCUCAAAUGACAGGGGGAUCGACGUGGUGAGGAACAAAAUCAAGAUGUUCGCUCAGCAGAAAGUCACGCUGCCCAAAGGACGACACAAGAUCAUCAUCCUGGACGAGGCUGACAGCAUGACAGACGGAGCUCAGCAGGCUCUGAGGAGGAUCAUGGAGAUCUACUCCAAGACGACGCGCUUCGCCCUCGCCUGUAACGCCUCGGACAAGAUCAUCGAGCCGAUCCAGUCUCGCUGCGCCGUGCUGCGGUACUCCAAACUGACGGACGGGCAGAUCCUGGCCCGGCUGCAGGAGGUGGUGGAGAUGGAGCGUCUGUCUGUGUCUGAUGACGGUCUGGAGGCGGUCAUCUUCACCGCUCAGGGAGACAUGAGACAGGCGCUGAACAACCUGCAGUCCACCAACGCCGGCUUCGGGUACAUCAACAGUGAGAAUGUGUUCAAAGUGUGCGACGAGCCCCACCCGCUGCUGGUGAAAAGCAUGCUGGGACAUUGCGUGGAGGGGAACAUCGACGAGGCCUACAAGGUGGUGGAGCAGCUGUGGGCGCUCGGUUACUCUCCAGAGGACAUCAUCGGGAACAUCUUCAGGGUCUGCAAGACGUAUCAGAUGGCCGAGUACCUCAAACUGGAGUUCAUCAAGGAGAUCGGUUACACUCACAUGAGGGUGACUGAAGGAGUGAACUCCCUGCUGCAGAUGGCCGGUCUGCUGGGUCGACUCUGCAGUAAGACGGCGCCCCCUGCUGCCAGCUGAACACAAUAACACCACCACCUGCUGCUCCUGCUGCUGCCUCCUCCUCACAGACAUUUAAAACAUCCAGUAAUCGGAGCUUCAGUGUGUUCCAGCUUCAUCUGCUGCUCUCGUUUCACCCUGACGUCACAGUUUAAUAAUGUAAAAUGACAAUUAAACUUUUUCUUUCGUAAGA